CUUCAUGGAACAGAUCGAGGAGAGUGAAGAACUGAGUGAAGGAGAGGAGAAAAAUCAUCAUGUCCAAACUGGAGAAAAGUCAUUUACGAGAGCCAAAUAUUCUUGCCCUCAGACUGGAAAGACAUUACCAAACAAAAAAAGUCUUAAACUUCACAUGAGGGUUCAUGGUGGAGAGAAGAUGCACACAUGUGAUCAGUGUGGAAAGAGUUUCACAUGGAAAGAACACCUUAAGGAUCAUAUAAAAAUCCACACUGGAGAGAAGCCACACCCGUGUGAUAAAUGCGGGAAGAGUUUCACACUAAAAGAAAACCUUAAUAGACACAUAAAAAUGCACACAGGAGAGAAACCACACACGUGUGAUCAGUGUGGGAAGAGUUUUGCAUAUAACCAAAACCUUAAGAUACACAUGAGGAUCCACACUGGAGAGAAGCCACACACGUGUGAUCAAUGCGGAAAGAGUUUCACACGAAAAUAUAGCCUUAAUGAACACACAAAAAUCCACACGGGAGAGAAACCACACACAUGUGAUCAGUGUGGGAAGAGUUUUGUAUGUAACGGAAAACUUAAGAUACACAUGAGGAUCCACACUGGAGAGAAGCCACACACGUGUGAUCAAUGCGGGAAGAGUUUCUCACUAAAAGAUAACCUUAAUAGACACAUAAAAAUCCACACAGGAGAGAAACCACACACAUGUGAUCAGUGUGGGAACAGUUUUACAUGUAACAGAAGCCUUAAGAUACACAUGAGGAUCCACAGUGGAGAGAAGCCACACACAUGUGAUCAAUGCGGAAAGAGUUUCACACGAAAAGACCGCCUUAAUGAACACACAAAAAUCCACUCAGGUGAGAAACCACACACGUGUGAUCAAUGUGGAAAGAGUUUCACACGAAAGGAACACCUUAAUGAACACAUGACAAUCCACAUGGGAGAGAAACCGCACACAUGUGAUCAGUGUGGAAUGAGUUUCACACCCAAAGACCGCCUUAAUGAACACACAAAAAUCCACUCAGGUGAGAAACCACACACGUGUGAUCAAUGUGGAAAGAGUUUCACACGAAAAGAACACCUUAAUGAACACAUGACAAUCCACACAGGAGAGAAACCGCACACAUGUGAUCAGUGUGGAAAGAGUUUCACACGAAAGGAACACCUUAAUGAACACACAAAAAUCCACACAGGAGAGAAACCACACACAUGUGAUCAGUGUGGAAAGAGUUUCACACGAAAAGACCACCUUAAGGAUCACAUAAAAAUCCACUCAGGUGAGAAGCCACACACGUGUGAUCAAUGUGGAAAGAGUUUCACACGAAAAGACCACCUUAAGAUUCACAUGAAAACCCACACUGGAGAGAAGCUGUACUCGUGAUCAGUGUGGGAAGAGUUUUGAAAAAAAAGACCACCUUAAGGGACACCUGAAAAUCCACAACAGAGACGAGCCACAUGCUUCACACUCUUCAUUCUCACUGUGAUUAAACCAGGGCUGUGACUGCAACUGUGACUGCGCGAAUGCUCAGUUACCUUUCCUUUCUGUAAUCACGUGCCGGAUCUGUUACCCCGCUUUGUUCCGGGACCACCUCACAAUUUACAAAUUAAACACUGGAUUAAACCGUGAUCAAUACAGUAAAAGAAAGAGCAUUAUAUCUGAAGAAACAUGUGAAAGUUUGUACUAAGGAGAAGCCUCACUGGCUACGUUUACAUGCACACUUUUUGGUUCAAUCGGAGUGAAUUCAUUACGAUUGAUGAAUCUGAUUGUUGUGUUUACAUGAAGGCUAAAAAAAAGUGAUCGAGUUGAUGUGCGCGUUUAUAUGUCACAAGCUUCAAAUCGGAACAGAUUUUUUUUGACAUGCGCACACUGCUCAAAUAGUG
Messenger RNA from Cyprinus carpio (common carp), 1866 nucleotides. Its product is annotated as gastrula zinc finger protein XlCGF28.1-like. Lineage: Eukaryota; Metazoa; Chordata; Actinopteri; Cypriniformes; Cyprinidae. Gene Ontology annotation, biological process: regulation of transcription by RNA polymerase II. Gene Ontology annotation, cellular component: nucleus. Gene Ontology annotation, molecular function: RNA polymerase II cis-regulatory region sequence-specific DNA binding; DNA-binding transcription activator activity, RNA polymerase II-specific. The record is from RefSeq and is a predicted model, not a curated record.